Culex pipiens pallens (northern house mosquito) is the source of this 1227-nucleotide messenger RNA. RefSeq names its product excitatory amino acid transporter-like. Bases 388 to 1107 code for a protein of 239 amino acids. The record is from RefSeq and is a predicted model, not a curated record. Gene Ontology annotation, cellular component: plasma membrane. Gene Ontology annotation, molecular function: glutamate:sodium symporter activity; L-glutamate transmembrane transporter activity; neutral L-amino acid transmembrane transporter activity. Gene Ontology annotation, biological process: L-glutamate transmembrane transport. The transcript has a single exon. Lineage: Eukaryota; Metazoa; Arthropoda; Insecta; Diptera; Culicidae.
UCGCGCACAAACAAGAGAAUGUGACUUUUAUGAUUCAGAUAUUUAAAAAAAAUGGCGCGCCAGAUAAGUUUGAUGGUGGUGUCUUUUACUCAACUAUACAAGCUUAACUAUAUAGGCGGUUGGUGGUGAUAAUACCCCACCCUGGAUUGAGCAAACAGAUAUAGAGACAUCGCAGUUCUUCAAAUACUUUAGAAGACUUCGGUUAUUGUGACGGUAACUGUUCUGGAGAGCAGCUCGCGCGAAAAUACGAUCUGUCUGGUCUGUGGGGGUGGAACAGAGGAAAACGCGGUUCAAAUUUUGUGAAUGGUUUUAGUUUGUUGUUCUUGUGUCACGUGUUUUUGCUGCUUUAGUUAAAUAUUUGAAAAGUCGUUUUUACAACUCUUCAGCAUGGUGAAGUUUAACAAGGAGGGUUUCCUCCGAUUCGUCAAGCAGAAUUUGCUAAUUUUAAUGACAAUUGGUGGAGUGGUCAUUGGAGUUGCUUUGGGUCUGGGGUUGCGUGAUGUUGGCAAGGACGAAAACCUGUGGACUCAACGAAACAUUAUGUACGUGAACCUGCUUGGAGAUUUAUUUCUUCGAGUUAUUAAAGCAAUCAUCUUGCCGUUGAUUGUAACCUCCUUGAUCUCAGCGGUUGGCUCACUGGAUACUAACAUGUCGAAAAAGAUCGGUGGUCUUGCUAUUCUUUACUAUAUGACCACGACUAUCCUGGCAGUGCUAGAAGGAGUUGCCCUAGUGAUCACAGUUCAACCUGGGAAGCGCUCAGACGAUAAAAAUGAUCUUGCUGAAGCCCAGCGAACCAACGUGACCACGGCCGACACCUUGCUCGACCUGAUUCGCAACAUUUUCCCGCCAAAUCUAGUUCAAGCGUGUCUUCAGCAGUACCAAACCGUUUUGAGCCCACCGAAGGCAAACCCCUCGGAACAGGACCUCGACCUGUGGGACAUUUCCAGCCGGUUCGUCGACGGAACAAACCUGAUUGGAAUCGUGGCAGCGUCAAUCACCUUCGGAGUGGCGCUAAGUGCCGUCAAGAACGAUGCUCCAGUUUUGCUACACUUUAUUCAGCAACUCUCGGUGGCAGUGAUGAAGGUUACUGGUUGGAUUAUUUGGUAAGUAGGGAAACUGCAUGCUUUUUUAUAUAGAAUUUAUGUCGAGUUAUCAGCACAUUAGCGUCAUGUAAGAGGUUUAAAAGUUUAAAGCGUUUUCAUACUAAAUCAGUUCAUCAAAAGUUUC